AUGAGAUAUCUUGCUUUCAUGGGAGGUCGAUCGGGUACAGAAGGAAGAACAAUCGAACAACAAAUUCUAGAGUCAAAUCCAGUUCUGCAAGCCUUUGGGAAUGCCAAAAUGGUGAAGAACAACAAUUCCAGGAGAUCCAAUUCGACAAGCAAGGGAAGAUAUCUAGAGCUGUGGACUGUGGUUAGAACUUACCUUCUAGAAAGAUCACGAGUUUGCCAAGUGUCGGAUCCCGAGAUGAACUACCAUUGUUUUUAUAUGCUUUGUGCCGAUGUCAAGAGGUUCAAAUUAGGAGACCCGAGAAAGUUUCAUUAUUUGAAUCGGACUAACUGCUAUGAAGUAGCGAAUAUAGAUGAUGGGCGAGUGUAUUUGGAAACAAGAAAUGCUAUGGAUGUUAUCGGAAUCAACCAGGAUGAGCAGACAGAGGAUAUAACGUACUCCGAUGCGUAUGCGACGUUGGGGGUUGAUAAUAGUUUAAGGCUGGAUGAGUAUAGGAAGAAUUUUAAAGUUAAAGUGAUUAAGCAUAACGAAGAAGAUAUGGAGAUUAUUAAACCGAAGAAAUACGGCUGGUUUGGUGCUCAAAAGGAACUUGUGAGUGCAUUAAGCCAAUGGCCUCUUAAAAGCCUUAUGUACGAGCCUGAAGAAACCGUGGAUGGACCGCUUCCCUACUCACCAGGUCGAAUCAAUGCACCGGCUAUAUUCAUAAUAUGUAACCAAUGGGCUCAAGCCAUGCACAGAAUCUCUAGCAAAGAAGUGGUUGACUUAAUGCGGCAUUUUGCAACGGCCAUUCUUCAGUUAUGGAAACGGGAGAAGGGAGAAAUGUGA
Molecule: messenger RNA, 822 nt
Organism: Helianthus annuus (common sunflower)
Lineage: Eukaryota; Viridiplantae; Streptophyta; Magnoliopsida; Asterales; Asteraceae
Product: myosin-12-like
Exons: 7
Coding region: 1-822 (273 amino acids)
Biological process (GO): vesicle transport along actin filament; actin filament organization
Cellular component (GO): actin cytoskeleton; vesicle; cytoplasm
Molecular function (GO): microfilament motor activity; ATP binding; actin filament binding
Source: RefSeq, a predicted model, not a curated record